Spirometra erinaceieuropaei is the source of this 2730-nucleotide messenger RNA. The record is from the annotation of a GenBank genome assembly. Lineage: Eukaryota; Metazoa; Platyhelminthes; Cestoda; Diphyllobothriidea; Diphyllobothriidae.
AUGAUCGAUCGUCUCCACCGACAAGUCAAGAUCGCCCUGACUGUCACAGAGGACCGAGCGAACUGGUCGGACUUCCUGCCACUGGCGUACCUUGGCUUUCGUGCCGCAGUGAGGCCGGAAAUGCCCGGCAGCGCAGUUGAGUUGGUGCUUGGCAUUACGCUCCGACGACCAGACGAGAUGGUUACCCCAAAAUCUCGCGUUGCCUACCAGAGUCCUGGCAAUUUGUGCACGGACGAGGAAAAUUCAUGCGCUUCCUGUCUCUGGGUCCGUCACGAACUCCAUAGAACGAGUAUUAUGCCGAGAAAGGCCUGAUCAACUGUAAUCAUGUGUUUGGUGCGACCGUGUGCUCCAGUCGCUGGAAGUGUCAUGUGAAGGACCAUCUGAGUACCGCCACACGAUACCAAGACCUGCCAGAUCCUUUGCGGUGACAAGGAGGACGUAGUCAGUGUCGACAGGCUUAAGACUGUUGUUCUAGACGAAACGCUGGAUCAGGUUCACGGACAAAAAUGCACUGACCCCCUAUCCCCUGCUCCCCCAACUUCUUAUCUCUACUACUCUCUUUCUUUCUCUCCAUCCCAUCCGUACCGUCUGAUGGUAGCUGUUACAGCGGCACGGACAUUCGCACCACUCGUAGACGUCGACAAAUGCAUUUUCCCGGCCUUCCAUUUCCACCCGUAUCAACAAUGAGGACGUUCUUCCCAUGCUACCCAACAUCUCCGCCAUCCCCACCUCUAACAUCAGUGUUUCCGCAGUUUCUCCCUCUCUCUGUUGAAGCCACAACUUCGAAUCGUACAUUAGUCUUGUCAGUUAUUUGCGAAUCCACUAUACCGCCACCUGGAGUUCCCGCAUACACCCAUCACUCACAUGUCAUUUAUGAACACUAUACCAGGACAUUCGGCUAUCGCAUGGGCCUGCGGCAGUCUGCUCUCGUAGUCUUAAACGUGAUCGCACGCACAUGUGUCGCGUGUGACUCAGUCUCUCGGAGUGACGACAGUUUUACCUCGGUCGAGAUGCCCAUCGCUGAUUGACCGCGGCCAGACGUGGAUCAGGCGCACGCAGGCAUCUUGCGGCGUGACCAACGAAAUGAGCGGCCGGCUCAAGGUGCGGUAGGACAAUUGUUGUCAAUAACCCCUGACUCGCUUGUAGGCACCCUGCAGUAGCAAGGCCUGUAACACUAACACUGUCUCAUCCACUUUGUCAUUUGGUAACCUCUGGCUGUCUGUCGUCGUAUGCUAGCCGGUCUAUUCGGUCUUAUGCGCUUCAACAAAAGCCUUCAGUACAACAUUACUUCGUUCCACCUGUAAUCCCAAACAUGAACCUACUUCACCAGACGAGCGCACAUUACACGUCGCUCCUGCCACCGGCCUGCGAUUUCCCUUGCCAGCAUCGACACGGCAAGCGAAACAUCACAUGUAAAAGCGUGCACAUCCAAAUUAGGUGAAAAACAUGUCAUUAGGUGUAGCCUGAUACACAUUGAGUGUGAACCAUGUCGUGUGGCACGCGAAGACGGGGCGUUCAGCCUUAACUAGUUGUUUGACAUACCGACAGGCAGAAUGGCGCGUGAGAUAUGGAAGAGACAGUGAGAGCGACACUGGGGAACUCGUCCUCACGGUAGAUUAAUGCAUUUCUCACUAAUUAUAAAUUUGACUAUCUCUAACCUACCACCUUGCGAUGUGUCAUGGUUCGGAAGUGUGACAUGCGACGGGAUAAGUCGGUCCAUUUCAGGACUGAGGGGUAAGCUACAGUGGAUCCCAUUUAAUAUGGGCCAAGUGGUAUUCCCACACAACCACACACACGUGGAGUUUAAGUUACCCUUAUUGUAGCCUGACAAAUCUAAACGGGUGUCUUGGUGGUGUGUGGCACGUGCAGGCCAGCUAUUUAACCUCGUCACAUCCUGGGUCCCCACUCAUCUCCGACCAUCUCGACUUUACCUUGCCAGAAUGGCAUAGUGGGUGUGAUAGGAGAUAGUGAGAUGGGAGCAACAUAAGCCUACAUCCUUGUAGACAAAGUGGUAAUCAAGUCACCCUUGCGCCCACGGCCUGGGGCGGAGGUGGAGUUCGUCGUUCGUGGCGACUAUACUAUCCUGUUAACUUCCAUUUUAACCUGAUUCGUGAUUUCGUAUGCUCAGUUCGGUGAGGACGGUCCUGUCACAUUACUUAACUCGUAAGUCGGUAAGUUGUUUAUGAUUGUUGACUCCCAUGUAUUCCCUUCUGCCAGUUUUCUCCACCCUAUAAAAAAAGAUAUUCCUGUUUUAAGAUGCAUCUUUCGCCUGUCCACUUCUGCCGCGGACGUCUCCUGUUAUCUUUCAAUUUAUACUACUAUCUCAUUAGCACUUCUUUAUUCACAUUUUUAAGAUGUUACUCACUCCUACGUUCUGAUCUAAUUCCUGAUAAGUAUGUUUGCACUGAUCCCACUCCCUGCGCCAUUGCAACGUUGCGCCUCUCGCGCGUACUCACACUCGCAGUCGAGUUCUCGGCCAACCACGACAAUCCAAACCGGCCAAUCAGCGUCAAGGCCGACUUGUCCGUCGCUCAAGGCGGUAUGACAACUGUUCUCCUCCCGCCACCAACUUGUUCCAACCUGUUCUCCAGUCUUUCUGCACAGAAUGCAAUAUCCUCUCAACCGACGCCCAACUCCUUCUCGUUCUAUUCAGAACCGGGCCUAAAUGUCGCAGUGACUGGGGACUGUCUAUGGCUUAAGCUGCCCAUUCCCGCAUGCGUCGGUCUAUGA